AUGCGCACUGCCCGGCGGAGAGCGGCGCGGAGCAGCGCGCCCACGAGGGACUUGGCCGCGCCGCCGGAGGAGCCCGGCUCGCCGCGAGGCGCCAAGCGGCGGCGGGCCGAGGCGAGCUGCGCCAAGCCGCGCCGGGCGCGCACCGCCUUCACCUACGAGCAGCUGGUGGCCCUGGAGAACAAGUUCCGGGCGACGCGGUACCUGUCGGUGUGCGAGCGCCUCAACCUGGCGCUCUCGCUCAGCCUCACCGAGACGCAGGUGAAGAUCUGGUUCCAGAACCGCCGCACCAAGUGGAAGAAGCAGCACCCGGGCGCCGACGGCGCGGCCCAGCCCGCGCCCCCCGCCGCCGCCGCCGCCGGGGCGGGCAGCCCCAGCCCGCCGGGCCCUAGCGCCCUGCCCUUCCAGACUCUGCCCUCCUACGCCGCGGCCAGCGUGCUCUUCCCGGCCGCCGCGCCCCUGGCGCUGGGCGGCGCCGGCGCCGGCCCCUUCGGCCCCUUCUUGGGCCCCGCGUACCUCAGCCCCUUCUACGCGCCGCACCUCUGA
Rhea pennata is the source of this 543-nucleotide messenger RNA. RefSeq names its product NK1 homeobox 2 (gene NKX1-2). The record is from RefSeq and is a predicted model, not a curated record. The coding region runs from base 1 to 543 and encodes 180 amino acids. Lineage: Eukaryota; Metazoa; Chordata; Aves; Rheiformes; Rheidae. Gene Ontology annotation, cellular component: nucleus. Gene Ontology annotation, biological process: cell differentiation; regulation of transcription by RNA polymerase II. The transcript is spliced from 2 exons. Gene Ontology annotation, molecular function: DNA-binding transcription factor activity, RNA polymerase II-specific; RNA polymerase II cis-regulatory region sequence-specific DNA binding.